Messenger RNA from Fusarium keratoplasticum, 2028 nucleotides. Its product is annotated as Alcohol oxidase 1. Lineage: Eukaryota; Fungi; Ascomycota; Sordariomycetes; Hypocreales; Nectriaceae. The record is from RefSeq and is a predicted model, not a curated record. The transcript is spliced from 9 exons. The coding region runs from base 1 to 2028 and encodes 675 amino acids. Gene Ontology annotation, molecular function: oxidoreductase activity, acting on CH-OH group of donors; flavin adenine dinucleotide binding.
AUGGCCGCAUCGUACACGAACAGCGUCGGCACCCUGCCCGAUGAGUUCGACAUCAUCGUGUGCGGUGGUGGCAGCUGCGGAUGUGUAGUCGCGGGACGACUUGCCAACCUUGACCACAACCUCAAGGUUUUGCUCAUUGAGGCUGGAGAGAGCAACUUGAACAACCCUUGGGUGUUCCGUCCUGGAAUCUACCCCCGGAACAUGAAGUUGGACUCCAAGACUGCUUCUUUCUAUGAGUCUCGUCCUUCAAAGUGGUUGGCUGGUCGCAAGGCCGUUGUGCCAUGUGCUCACAUCCUCGGAGGUGGUUCAUCAAUCAACUUCAUGAUGUACACCCGUGCCAGUGCAUCUGAUUAUGAUGACUUCCAGGCCGAGGGCUGGACCACUGAGGAACUCCUUCCUCUCAUGAGGAAGCAUGAGACCUACCAGCGAGCUUCUCAGAACCGUGAGAUUCACGGAACUGAGGGUCCCAUCAAGGUUUCUUUCGGAAACUACACAUACCCUAUCAAGGAUGACUUCCUCCGGGCUGCCGAGUCCCAGGGAAUUCCCACUGUGGAUGAUCUCCAGGAUCUCACUACUGGCCACGGUGCGGAGCACUGGCUCAAGUGGAUCAACAGAGACACUGGCCGUCGAUCGGACAGCGCUCACGCCUACGUCCACGCCACCCGCGCCGUCCACAGCAACCUGUACCUGGCCUGCAACACCAAGGUUGACAAGGUUAUCAUCGAGAACGGCCGGGCCGUCGGCGUCCAGACCGUUCCCACCAAGCCCCUGCACCCAGGCCAGCUCCAGACCCGAACCUUCCGUGCCCGCAAGCAGAUCGUCGUCUCUGGCGGAACCCUCUCCUCGCCCCUGAUCCUCCAGCGCUCUGGUAUCGGUGACCCCAAGAAGCUCCGCGCCGCUGGUGUCAAGCCCAUCGUCGACCUUCCCGGUGUGGGACUCAACUUCCAGGACCACUACCUCACCUUCUCGGUGUACAGGGCCAAGCCUGAGACUGAGAGUUUCGAUGACUUUGUCAGGGGUGACCCUGAAGUUCAGAAGAAGGUCUUUGAUGAGUGGCAUCUCAAGGGAACUGGCCCUCUUGCCACCAAUGGCAUUGAAGCCGGUGUCAAGAUCCGUCCCACACAGGAGGAGCUCAGGGACUUUGAGCGCUGGCCCACUCCCCACUUCACCGACGGAUGGAAGUCGUACUUCCAGAACAAGCCUGACAAGCCCGUCAUGCACUACAGUGUCAUUGCCGGCUGGUUCGGUGACCACAUGCUCAUGCCCCCUGGCAAGUUCUUCACCAUGUUCCACUUCCUCGAGUACCCCUUCUCUCGUGGAUUUACCCACAUCAAGUCUGCCGACCCCUAUGAGACUCCUGACUUUGAUGCUGGUUUCAUGAACGAUGAGCGUGAUAUGGCACCCAUGGUCUGGGGCUACAUCAAGUCUCGUGAGACAGCCCGACGCAUGGAUGCCUACGCCGGUGAAGUCGAGAACAUGCACCCCUUCUUUAACUACGACAGCCCCGCCCGUACUCACGACCUUGACCUUGCUACCACCAAGCAAUAUGCCCUCCCCGGCAACCUUACCGCCGGUAUUGGCCACGGAAGCUGGUCCUCUCCUCUCCCCGAGUGCGACAGGAAGCCCGGUGCCCAGAUCCUCAACUCCAACAAGGCGCACAUCCGCGAGGAGCUCAAGUACGGCAAGGAGGACAUCGAGGCCGUCGAGGAGUGGGUCAAGCGCCACGUCGAGUCCACCUGGCACUGCCUCGGAACCUGCUCCAUGGCACCCAAGGAGGGCAACAGCAUCGUCAAGCACGGCGUGCUCGACGAGAGACUCAACGUCCACGGCGUCAAGGGUCUCAAGGUUGCCGAUCUCUCCAUCUGCCCCGACAACGUCGGCUGCAACACCUACUCGACUGCCCUUCUCAUCGGUGAGAAGGCUGCCAUGCUCGUGGCUGAGGAUCUCGGCUACUCUGGCGAUGCUCUCAACAUGACUGUGCCCACAUAUAAUGCCCCUGGAGAGCUUGCCGUUCGAUAUCGUCUUUAA